UCACCGCCGCAGCAGCAAUACCAACAACAACAACAGCCACCUCAACAGCAGUACCAGCAGCAACAGCAACAACAGCAGCAGUAUCAGCAGCAACAGCAGCAGCCACCAAAUCCGCAGUCACCCGAUCAGGGUCACCCUCGUGGAGCUCAAGAAUUCGGUGGUGAACAAGCUAGAGAUGCAGAGCAUAUAAAGGAACAUUUGGACGGCAAAGUUGAUCCGACAGCCAAUAUGACGCCAGAGCAGCUGCAGUUCCAUUAUUUCAAUCUUCAUGAUUUGGAUAAGAAUGGAAAGCUAGAUGGUACAGAACUGAUAAAAGCAAUUACCCACUUCCAUGCUGAAAACCCAGCUCCACAAUAUAAAAAUUCAAACGUGCCUCCACCUUUGCCGAACGAAGCUGAACUAGAACAGAUGAUUGAUUCAAUAUUAAAGGAAGAUGAUUUCAAUGUUGAUGGAUACAUUGAUUACAGUGAAUUUGUGAAGGCGCAGAAACAAAGAGAAGAGCAGCACCGUGCUGCGCAGCAUCAUUAA
Molecule: messenger RNA, 528 nt
Organism: Enterobius vermicularis (human pinworm)
Lineage: Eukaryota; Metazoa; Nematoda; Chromadorea; Rhabditida; Oxyuridae
Source: the annotation of a GenBank genome assembly